AGAAGAUCAAUUAAAAGAAGGAGUACAGUAACUUUUUUCUGUUUUACUACGAAAGUGCUUGCUUACAGGCAGUGUGAAACGGGAGGACAGAGACUAAUACAAGCGACAAAGAAGUACUGUCUGCAGCCGUACAUACAUUUGUCCCAGGACUGCUCUCCAGGCCCUCGUUGCUCUAUAGACAGACAUACAGAGGGACGCAGAUGGACGUGGCCAUUAUCAACAUGCUGCCCCUGUUGCCAAUGUUUCUACAGCUGCUCUGCACCUGUUGGGCUGCCCCCUACUCCAAUGGCUUCUCCUACCAUGACGUCAUGAAUGGCAAUGGGAAUGGAGAAAUUUAUUUCAAUGGGGUGCGCCUUCGUGUGGAGACUCCCGAUACGCCAGUCUUUGCAGUGCGCGGGAGUAACGUGACACUGCCCUGCCGCUAUUUCUAUGAGCCACAACUAGAGACCACCCGCAGGACACGCGUGAAGUGGUCCCACCAGCCUUCCAACGGGGGGCGCGAGAUCGACGUGCUGGUGGCCAUCGGACUGCGCCACCGUAGCUUCGGAGAGUUCAAGGGCCGCGUGCACCUGCAGCAGGGCAGCCCAGGGGAGGUUUCCCUGGUCAUCACAGGUCUCCACUUCAACGACACUGGUCGCUUCCGUUGUGAGGUCAUUGACGGGCUGGAGGACGAGAGUGCCACUGUGGAGCUGGAGCUGCGAGGUGUGGUGUUUCCAUACCAACCUGUAAUGGGACGCUACCAGCUGAAUUUCGUGGGAGCAGAGCGUGCCUGCGAGGGGCAGGACGCCUCCUUGGCCACAUUCGAGCAGCUCUUCUCGGCCUGGGAGGAAGGGCUGGACUGGUGCAAUGCAGGCUGGCUGGCUGAUGGGACAGUGCAGUACCCCAUCACCUUGUCCCGGGAGCCCUGUGGGGGCUUGGAUAUGGCCCCAGGGGUCCGCAGCUACGGGGCCCGGCACCGGCACCUGCACCGCUACGAUGCUUUCUGCUUCUCAUCCUCACUGCACGGCAAGGUCUACUUCCUGCAGCAUCCUCGCAAGCUCAACUUCUCGGAGGCGCUGGAGGCCUGCGAAGAGGAUGGGGGCCAGAUCGCCAAGGUGGGGCAGCUCUACGCCGCCUGGAAGUUCAUGGGACUCGACCGCUGUGAUGCGGGCUGGCUGGCUGACGGGAGCCUGCGCUACCCCAUAAACGUCCCCCGCCCCAACUGCGGCCCUCAGGAGCCUGGAGUUAGGAGCUUUGGCUUCCCUGCACGGCACCAGAAACACGGCGUCUACUGCUACAGCACACAAUAAAUCUCAUCACCCA
This is a messenger RNA of Lepisosteus oculatus (spotted gar), 1302 nucleotides long. RefSeq names its product hyaluronan and proteoglycan link protein 3 (gene hapln3). Gene Ontology annotation, biological process: cell adhesion; skeletal system development; central nervous system development. Gene Ontology annotation, molecular function: hyaluronic acid binding. The record is from RefSeq and is a predicted model, not a curated record. Lineage: Eukaryota; Metazoa; Chordata; Actinopteri; Semionotiformes; Lepisosteidae. Gene Ontology annotation, cellular component: perineuronal net; synapse.